AGUAUUUAAACAUACAUUCAAUUAAAACACAACAAAUUACUAAUAUUUUCGUUCAAUUCAUUCAUUCAAUCGUUUAUUUCGGGAUUUAAUAGUGAUUUGGAUUUGAUUUGAAGACAACACUCAAAGUGUUUACAAAUUUGUGUUUUCUUUGAAUCACAACAAGAAAUGAGUGAUUAAUUAAUCCAAUGAUUGAAACAUUAUUUUGCAAACAAAUGAUUGAAAUAUUAUUUUUUUAAUUACAAAUAUUUUGUCUUUGAAUUGUGUGUUGAGAAGUGUUGAGACAAUUGAAGACAAUAUUGAAGUGAUUUUAUAUAUGAAAUGAAUCGUUCAGAAGGUUUGGUUCAACGAAGAACUCAUAUCAAUAGUUCCAAUAAUGAUAAGACAAAUGGUGGCAAUAAUGGCACCGAUAGUGUCUCUAAUGGCGACCCAAACACAAGUCAUGGCCACGAGUUGGCCGACGAAGACAUCGACUCUAAGGAAACCAGACUUACGCUUAUGGAAGAAGUGCUUCUCUUAGGACUCAAAGACAAAGAGGGCUAUACGUCCUUCUGGAACGACUGCAUCUCCACUGGACUCAGAGGUUGUAUUCUUAUAGAGUUGGCUCUCAGAGGAAGAAUACAACUCGAAAGGCUUGGUCUCCGCCGACGAUCUCUUUUGCUGAGAAAAGUGCUCUUAAAGAACGGUUCGCCGACGGGUGACGUCCUUCUGGACGAAGCACUCAAACACAUCAAAGAGACGGAA
Molecule: messenger RNA, 741 nt
Organism: Medioppia subpectinata
Lineage: Eukaryota; Metazoa; Arthropoda; Arachnida; Sarcoptiformes; Oppiidae
Source: the annotation of a GenBank genome assembly